ACGAUCUGUUUCAAAUGCAGUGUUUAAUAUUUAAGACUAAUUUCCUUGCUAAACCACACGGAAAAACAGCGAUUAAAGAAAAUAAAAUACAAAGUUGCGUCUUUUUAUGUGCGGAUUUAAGCUUGAAACAUUUUUAGAUGUGUUAAAUAGAUUUAUAUUUUGCCAUUUUAAAAAGGGGAAUUGGCAUAAAAAUAAGAUCAUAUGACUGACUGUUUAUAAUCGAAUGCACAACUGCGCGUUUAGGUUUAAGUAAGUGAAGUGCGGUGUUUCCUCAUGUAUUCUUAGUGGUUAUGUGAACUAAAUACCUGAAAACAAACACGUAUUUCAUGGUAAUAUAUAUAUCAAUACAGUAAAACGCCAGCCAUUUAUAUUAUAGGUUUAGCGAUCACACGCAGAGAAACGGAUCAUACUAUUAUCAGCUAGUAUAAAACUUGUGAGCGUGUAUACACACAGUCGCCCUUUACACACAGAAGUAAAUAUCGCGCGCUAAUAUCCGGCAUGUUUAAUCGCAGGUUAUGUUGUGAAAGAAAGACGGAUUUCUUCAUUGUUUUGGACUAAAGGAAGUUGAUUUUAUCGGAACAAAAGAGAUAUUGAUCUUGUGAGUAGCAAUGGGCAGUUUGUGAGUGUGAUUUGAUAAUACAGGAGUCGUAUACGAUUAAAUAUCAUCGUGACACACUUCGCGUGAUCUAAACAAGAAUGCGAUAAAGCCAGACCCAUAAUGCAUUGCGGUGCGUUCCCGCAUGCGUGAUUUAUUAAGUCGUGUCAAUGUUUAUAUGUAUGGGAAGUAAAAAGAACUAAAUAUAUAUCGUUGUUUAUGGUAUGGACGGUGACUAUAAUUUUGGAAAACUUGUAUAAAAUGGCUUCUUCUCGUUGGGUUGAUCAUGAAAGCGCUCGGACGUGGAUAUUAUCGAUAAUUGAUCAACUACGUCAGAGGAAAGCUAGACCUGAUUUGGAGCGUAUUUGUCAUUUUGUGGAGAGAAAACAUGGGUUAGAUCGUAAGGAUGCGGAAGCGCAUUUAGAAAAACUUGUAGACGACGGAACUGUGAUUAAAGUUGUAUAUAAACGUGGAACAAGCUACAGAAACGCCACAAAGGCCAAGAAACGAGCUUAUGUGUCAAAUGUGCUAAAUUCUAAAGGGGCUAGUCAACGAAUAAAUGAAGCGAUCAAUGCGCUCCUAGACAAAAGACGCUAUCACAGUUUGGAUACCGAAAGUACACACAGUAGCAAUGGGGGCGAAAAUGUGGACGAAAAGGAAAAUGAAAGCUCUGCAAAAUGGACAGAGAAUGACGGCGUGAGCUCCACGGAUAUUGAGCUGUGGAUAGCAUCUAAACAUGGGGACAUUGGGCCCUACCCGAUUCACUGGUUGUUGCAGCGGGAGGUGGAUGCAGGAAACGUUACACUACUUAAAAACGGCAACUUCCUGCUAAGAACGGAAUCGGAUUCCCCGGACUCCCCGGAAGCUGAAGAGGACGUUACGCCGCAGCCGCCUCCGCCGGCUGUCGUGUCCAAACGGGGUCGGCCCCCUAAACGGAAACACGAUAACAUGGUUCGCAGCUUCAGCUGGGCGGGAACCGGAAGUGGCGGCGGCGGCAAAAUGGCGGCGAUUGCGGGUGUGGAACCGGAGAGCGCCCCGGUACCGGAAAUGCCCCCGCAUCUGUGCGAUUUCUGCCAGCAGACGUCCGAAAACAACAAACGUGGGGAGCGCGAAGAGCUGCUCUUUUGUAAAGACUGUAACGCGAAAGCGCACCCAUCUUGUAUGAACUACUCACCGGAACUGGCGGCUCGGGCUCGGAACACUGACUGGCAGUGUAUUGACUGUAAAGUUUGCUGUUUAUGCACGGAUCCCGACGACCCGGACCUGAUGUUGUUUUGUGACGCGUGUGACAAGGGUUACCACAUGCAGUGUCACGUGCCGGAAGUCGUGGACAAGCCGCAAGGGAAGUGGGUCUGUAACGACUGUGUUAUGGAUGGCGUUCAGAUCGAUGACGUCGAGGAAAACGUCUUUACAAACGUCGUGGAUAGCACCAUGAAAACGGACUCCGAAUCUCUCGCAAGUGCUCGGAACGGUGAUCGGGCGUCUGAGGAAGCGGAAGAGGCGUAUCCUGACGCCGCCAGCUGGGAUACUGAUGACGUAGCCAGGUUCUUCCGGGGAAAGGGAUUUCCCGAUCAGGCCGACUCGUUCAAAGAACAGGAGAUUGACGGUCAAUCACUACUGCUGCUCAAGAGAUCUGACGUUCUACAAGGGCUGUCACUCAAACUUGGCCCCGCCCUCAAGAUCUACAAACACGUGAUGAAACUCCAGACCACGGGAAUCUCGAACACGUGACCCACCUAGUAGUCACAUGACUUUAAACUGUUCGCUGAUGAAUGAACAAAAUAGUUUUGAACUAAUCAGACAUUGAAACAUUUGAAAUUCCGGUGAAGAACUUUAAAUCGUUUUGUUUACAUUGCCUUGCGAGGGUUUGUUUUGGAUGUAAGGAUGUUCAAAUCAUAACGAAGGGCAGUACAGCAGAGAUUGCUGUAAUCUAAUCCACGGCCAAUAGGGAUGUUUGUGACUAACGUUUCCGGUUUUGGUUCCGCCGCGCUUGCAGUGAAAGCACGAUGUAAAUAAGAACGUUUGGAAACGUUCUUAACAUAGGCGACUGUCAACCUUAAAAAUGAACAUAGGGCAGAUUUAGUUAAGCAACUAAUGAGAACUGACGAAAAAGAGCAUUAUUAGAUUACGAUUUCACUGUUUAAGAUCGGCACAAUGUUUGUCCUAUUUGUUUAAUAUUGUCAAUCAGGUUGUGUAGCUAUCACUUCACGUGUAUACAUUAAUUAAAGGCAGCCAAGCGCAAAUGCUUCUUUAAUCCUAGUAAAAUACUUAACUGAUACACUUCUUCUUCUGAACUUGUUUAAUCAUAAACCAUGCUAAAAAUGAAGGCGCACAAUAUAGGUUGUAUUUUUUAAUGCGUUUUCAUGUUUAACGCAUUUGACUUUUAUGAGCACUAUGAUAUUUUGGCGCUUGUCUUAAAUGGGAAAUGGCAGGCCACGUAUACGUACGGGCCAAUUAAAGAAAAACAACAUGUAUAAAGGCUAAUGUUAUAUAAGUGAAUUUUCUCCGAUUCCAAAUUAGAUAUUUGUAUUGUUGUUAUUUUUUAUACAUUUUCGUCGAGUAGGUAACUUUUCUUUUUUAAAUGAACAUGGCUGCCUUUAAAAACGUUAGUCCGAUCUAAGACAAAACUUACUGAUGACCAUAUGGUCAUACAUGCCAUUAUGAAAGUGUGUUUGUGUGUGCGUGUUUUUUGAAGAAGCAAAACAUCAGUUGUACUAGUGAUAGUUUGGCAUAACUGUAGUAUGUUUUGACAUACAGUGGAACCCCGUUGGCUCGAACUCACAAGGACAGGCUCGGAAAUUCGAGCCAAGCGGGAAUAAUUACCUUCAGUAUAAAAAAAUCGGCCAUUUACAUCCAAUUCGAGCCACCGAGGUAAUCGAGCCAAGCGAGGUAAUGGAGCCAACGGGGUUUGACUGUAUUUGUUUACCAUGCCCUGAUUGUCUAUGCAUAUUCAUGAAUUUAAAAUUGUUAUACGAGAUUCCGUUUACUUUUAUUUUGUUUUUCUGCUCAAGUUAAUAAAACUUUUUUGUUAAAUUGA
Messenger RNA from Mya arenaria, 3632 nucleotides. Its product is annotated as histone acetyltransferase KAT6B-like. The coding region runs from base 815 to 2326 and encodes 503 amino acids. Lineage: Eukaryota; Metazoa; Mollusca; Bivalvia; Myida; Myidae. Gene Ontology annotation, molecular function: protein binding; DNA binding. The record is from RefSeq and is a predicted model, not a curated record. The transcript is spliced from 8 exons.